Molecule: messenger RNA, 1104 nt
Organism: Ustilaginoidea virens
Lineage: Eukaryota; Fungi; Ascomycota; Sordariomycetes; Hypocreales; Clavicipitaceae
Exons: 1
Coding region: 1-1104 (367 amino acids)
Biological process (GO): ergosterol biosynthetic process
Molecular function (GO): C-4 methylsterol oxidase activity; iron ion binding
Source: RefSeq, a predicted model, not a curated record
AUGGCAGCGACAACUGCCCGCCCCCAGCCCGCCGUCAUCACCGCCGGCUCGCCGCUCCGCCCGCCGGAUCCCAUGAAAUCCACCUGGCUGACGCAGGACCCCAGCACGUGGAACGUCUACCAGCGCUCCCUCGACUGGCUGGGCGCCCAUGCCGCCCAACCCGGCCGGAGCGUCCCCAAGCACCCCAAGACGCACAAGGUGCCGCACCUGGGCCAGGCCACCCAGCACCUCUGGAUCCUCGCCCACGGCUUCUUCCCACUCCUCCUCCACCAGCUCUUUGUCACCCUGACCGCACGGCCCGUCGGCGCGCCCGCCUCCUUCUUCCUGUACACGCUCUCCUUCAACUUCACCGUCGUCCGGCUCGUCAAUACCCUCCGUCGCCUGGCCCACACGCACGGCUUCCUCGACGGCGACGUCGCCGACCGCAACGGCAUCCCCGACCGCGGCGCCGACAAGGUCCUAAACGCCCUGUUCAAGGCCGUCGGCGGGCGCAUGGGCUUCGUGAUCUGCAUCGCCUACGACCCCCGCCAGGCGCCCCUGCAGGCCCUGGGCGGCUGGAGAGCGCUCGCCCUGGCCGCCCUCAAGACGGGCCUCCACGGCAUCAUCCUCGACUUUUGGUUCUACCUGUACCACCGCGCCCUGCACGAGCUGCCCUCGCUGUGGCGCUUCCACCGCACGCACCAUCUCGUCAAGCACCCCAGCGCGGCGCUGACGGCCUACGCCGACCACGGCCAGGAGUUCCUCGACAUGGUGGGCGUGCCGCUGCUGACCUGGGCCACCUUUUACGCCGUCGGCUUGCCGCUGGGCUUCUACGACUUGUGGCUGUGCCUGCAGUACCUCGUCUACACCGAGGUCCUCGGCCACAGCGGUCUUCGCCUGCACCUGUCGGCGCCCUCGAUGCUGAGCUGGCCUCUGUGGGCGCUGGGCAUGGAGCUGUGCAUCGAGGAUCACGACCUGCACCAUCGCCAGGGGUGGAGGAGGAGCCAAAACUACGGGAAGCAGACGCGGGUCUGGGACAGGAUCUUUGGCACCUGCGGGGAAAGGGUGGAGCUGCGCGAGAAGAACAUUGACUACGUGAACCAGGCGAGCAUGCCCAUCUGGUGA